GUCCGUUGUCCACGAGCCUCUUUCGUGUCUUCUACUGUUCAAUCUUUUGAAAGUUCCUUGUAACACUCUUUGCAAUGGGUUCUACAUCGACCGAUCCUUCGCUGGCCGAUAGAUUGGCAGACGCUCUACCCGCUCAGGCUGGCUUCAAGUUCUAUCACAUCAGCACACCUCCCAAACGUUCACCCGCUCUGUUCUCGGCUCCGCCAGGUGCUAAGCCCGAGAAAACGUACACGGAAUCUCAUUUUCUCAAUGUAUCUGUCCGUCAUGGGGGCGAAGAAGUCUUCAUAUUUGCGAUUGAAGUUCUGAUCUACACUACGCGCCGACUCACUACGAUAUUCGUCUCGAAGGCCGAUUCGACCGGAUAUCUGGCAUUGCUCAAGCUGGGGAAAGGCCAUUCAAGCCCUCUGCGAACGAUUGCGACUUCUUUCCUUGGAUAUCUGGUAGAAAAAAGACAGAGAAAGGGCAUCAGGCUGGUUCUCAGCCUCUUCGCUAGAGCCAACUCUCAAUACCUUUUCCCAGGCAGUGUGGAGAACAAGGCCAAACAUGUGAGCGAUGAUCGUGAGCUGGUGAGGUGGUGGUGCAGAGUGCUGGACCCAGUGCUGGCAAAGUACAAGGCACGUGGCCAGGAGGGUGAGAGGAGUGCGGCGCAAAGCGACACAACGUCUCAAGCUUACUUGAUUGUGCCCGGCGAGGAUACCAUCGUACCUUACCUACCCCCACACGUGCGGCUGGAUCCCGCCCGCCGGGCAAGAUGGACUCAUGGCCACCCUUUGCUCGAGAUAGCAAAGCACCCCUCGGCGCCACCUCGAUGCCUCGUCCCUCAUUUCCCAGACGACCCAAAAGCGCGCUUCCUGGAUGAACUCGACGACGAGCUUCCAGACAGCAGCACGCCAUCAAGUCAGCUCCAGGCGUCGCCGUCAAAGCGUGGAAACGGCCAUUGGCGCAGUGUGCGAAGCCUGGAGCAGUUCUGGGAAAUGAUGGCCUUUCGGCAAGAAUGCUCGUCCGGCCGCCUCGUCGGUUUCAUCUGGGUCGUUUUCACACCCCCGGAAGCCGAGAAGGCGGCUUCUCAGGAUGCACAUGGCUCGGCUCCUGGCUCGGCGUGUGAGCAGGACCCGCAGAGCACGCCGACGUCCCCGUCCCCGUCGUCGAAGCGCAAGUCGUCGCCACAUCACGCCCGAGGCCGGCCCAUGCCUCGUCGGAGAAAGAAGGCACUCAAAGGCCCCAUCAUACCUCGGACGCCCAAGAUCAAGUCCGCGUCCGUCGCGCUAGCGUCAAAGUCCGUGCCCGAAGAAUCAGAGUACUUCAUCUGGCCGCCGUCCAGCAGAGGCGAGAUCGUGCUCGCUGAGAAGGACUACAAAAAGGCAGCCGAGCGCCUGCUGGCGUUGCAGUUCAGGAACGAGGAGACGGCUGUGGCGAGCACGAAGACGUGGGUUGACGAGGUUGCCGUGCUCGCCCACCGAGGCGAGCGGUGGGGCCAGGACGUCGUUGGCCGCAAGGAGCCAGAAUCUCCCGGCGUCGUGCAGACAACCUCUUCGGCUGUGAACACGUUGGGCGUUAAGCGGAAGGCCGACGCUGUCGCUGAGGCUCCGGAGCCAAGCAACGGCGUCAACACGCUCGGGUCCGGCCUCGUCAAGAAAAAGAAGAAGGUACAGCCGCAGCAAGCGUGACGAGAGAGCCCAAAAACAAAAAUCAGCAGAGUGAGGAGGACCACGAAGGGAUUUCGACUUUGAAAAGAAACGAUCUGGACGUUCCAUUUGAUAGGCCAUUUAGCGCAUACGUGAAAACUUCUCAUUGUGGAUAUUCUGUCUCGUGCGAAGAUGACAUUAAAAAAAGAAAACAUGACCGCCCUUUUGGAUGCCC
Molecule: messenger RNA, 1860 nt
Organism: Verruconis gallopava
Lineage: Eukaryota; Fungi; Ascomycota; Dothideomycetes; Venturiales; Sympoventuriaceae
Exons: 1
Coding region: 75-1667 (530 amino acids)
Biological process (GO): DNA damage response
Cellular component (GO): nucleus
Molecular function (GO): histone H3K56 acetyltransferase activity
Source: RefSeq, a predicted model, not a curated record